Molecule: messenger RNA, 900 nt
Organism: Closterium sp. NIES-65
Lineage: Eukaryota; Viridiplantae; Streptophyta; Zygnematophyceae; Desmidiales; Closteriaceae
Source: the annotation of a GenBank genome assembly
AUGAGCGGCCAGGGCCAAAGCUCGGAUCACGCUCUUCUGCUCGGCCCCUCAACCACCUCCGCUUCCUCCUCCUACCCUCCGUUCCCCAUGCCCAAUCCUUCUACUGCUGCUGCUGCUGCUGCUGCUGGUCCCAAUGGUGCCGCUGCUGCUUCCCCUCCGCCUUUCCCCUUCCCCCCGCCUCUCUCCCCCUCUGCGCCGUUCUUCCAAAUGCCGCCCCCCGCACCUUCAUUCCUCCCGUUCUCCCUCUCCCUCCCAUUCACCUCCCUCCUCUCUCCCUCGCACCAAAUCGGCGUUCCUCUGCCGGCCAGCGCGCCGUUUCCCCCGCAGCCCUACUCCCCUCACUCCCCCACCCCGCUUAUUGGCUCUGAAGUUGACGCUGCAGUUGCGGCAGCAGCAGCAGCAGCAGCAGCAGCAGCAGCAGGGGUGGCAGCAGGGGGAGCAGCAGGGGGAGCAGCAAUGGGGACGCCAGUGUCGUAUCCUGGCCUGGCUCAGCCCAUGGGCACGCGAGUACUCUUCUCCCGCUCGCCCACGCUCCUAAACUUCACCAUCCCUCCCCAGCACUUCUCCCUCAAAGCGCUUCCUGAAAUCGUCUUCGCCCUGUUCUGGACGGCCUUUGUCGCCUUCUGGACAGCCACAGCGGCAUCGUCUGGAGCUCCGGUCUUCUUCAUCCUCUUCUCCAUUCCCUUCUGGGCGGUGGGCAUUGGCCUGCUGGCCCACGUGCUACUGCGGCACAUUAUGGACGAAACAGUGACUGUGGACCCUGCCACGUGUCAGCUCACGAUUCAUCGAACGACUUUGCCGUUCUUUGGCCUGUCCACCAUGCACACUGCUCUCAUCCACGGCGCGUUAGUCAACUACACCAUGCAGGUCUUUAUCUUGUACCUUCUCUCCGUGGUAUGA